This is a messenger RNA of Symbiodinium natans, 408 nucleotides long. The record is from the annotation of a GenBank genome assembly. NCBI's taxonomy places the organism in Eukaryota, Dinophyceae, Suessiales, Symbiodiniaceae.
GAAUGGCAGGCCGAAGCUGGUUGGCGGUCGGCGGUCCUGGCGGGCCUGGCUGCCCUGGUGGCGGUCCCGGCCCUGGCUGCCCUGGUGGCGGUCCCGGCUGCCCUGGUGGCGGUCCCGGCUGCCCUGGCGGCGGUCCCGGCUGCCCUGGUGGCAGUCCCGACUGCCCUGGCGGUGGUCCUGGCUGCCCUGGUGGCGGUCCUGGCUGCCCUGGCCCUGAGGGCGGUCCCGGCUGCCCUGGCGGUCCUUUCAGGCAUACAAAGUUUCGUGAAGCAAACCGAAACAUGGCAGACGCAGGUCUCACUAGAAGCUGCGUUCCGGAAUGUGCUGGAAGUCCUCUGGCAACCCAUUGAGGUGCUGCCACUGGAGCAGCGAGUUGUCGGGGCUGAGAGCCAGACCUGUAAGGUCUGA